GUGAUCCAGUAACGCGCGCCGUGUGUGACGGGUUUGUACCUGGUUUGUACCUGGUUUGUACCUGGUUUAGGACGUUUUACUUAAGGGAAAAGGAAAUAUACAUUUUAUUUACUUUAGUCUGGGGUUUAUGGUACAGUACGUGUUUGGUACACUUGAGUCGUGUGUGGGGGGGGUUUGUGUUUGACUCACCUGUCGACUACACUAUAACGAGGAAGUGCGUCUGUCAGUAGAAAGGCAUUUCCGCCAAUGGCAACUUUGAACGCCGCACUUUCCUUCAAAAAAGCGUGUAUGCGUUUAAUUCCGUAAAAGAAAUUGGUGAUAUUUGGGUUUUAAAGUGAGGUUGUGGGAAAAGGAAAACGGUUCAAACAGCCUGAAGAGUGACUGAAGUGAUCCAGACGGGUGUCAGACUUCUGGGAAGGAUGGAUGAAUUUUUGGACACUGCUAACAGUACUUUGAGGAUGGAUUCAGACAGCGGCAUGAGCUCUUCAGCCUCUCGUUCUUCAAUGUUGCUGUCCAACAUUUCUACCAGGUCUAACAUGACAAUAGUCGUAUCGGAGAACGGGACUCUGGUGGAGGACAAGAUCUUUCUCAACACAGUUACUGCUCAGGCCCUCUCGGGGAUAUUUAUUUGGUCUGCGGUGCUCAUCACGUGUCACCAGGGUGGUAGAGGUGAGAAGGAGGUUACAAUGAUGCCUACAAUGAAAUGCACUUUUCUUGUUCACUCCAUGACCCAUGAAAAUGUAAUACAGGAUCCUCUGUAUUCUGUAAUCGGACUGCUAGAACAGUGGUGAUGGGAGAAGGGGUCACAGAAUGAAUUUCUUUUGUGCAGUGCCUGGAGGGCACCUGGAGGACAUGUUUGAUUGCCACCGAAGUCUCUUGUCCUCCCUCCAAAAAGUAUAAUGCCUUUUGUGAAGCAGGAGGUUUUCAGGCAGCUUAUACAAUGACAUGUUGGUGUUAAGCCGGAAAAUGAGUCUCCAUGAAACGCUGUCCCUUCACCAAAAAAAAAAAAAAAAAAAAAGAAAAGGUCUGUGCGGUUACAUUUCGUCAUAUAGACCAGCAGCCAAGCAAUUUCUUCCACUGGCAGCUCAUCUGAGGCGCUGCAAACAGCAACCUGUACGGGAGUGGUGGAAAGGUUUUGCAAUGAAAAUGUAUGUAAAUCCUGACGAGCUUAAAGCAGUUUUUUCCUUCAGUGAUGAUGUCAGUUCUCCAUUCAUACUAAGUGUAAGAUCGAGAUUGAUUUGUUCUUGCAAUGUUGACUUGGCUCAAAAAAAGGCAUUCUCUUCAGAGACCAGUAUUAGCAAUAAGCUAUCUGUCCUUCAAGAGUACAGUCUCUUCUAAGUUUAUCCUCUUCCUGUGUUGAACUUUUCACCAAUCUCCUUAUAAGGAUGAAGUUAAAAAAAACAAAAAGACAAUCCUACCUGACUAACCUUUAGUAUGUAUAUUCCAUAGUAAAAUUCUUUGAUUUCUCAUGCCUUUUUCCCCAAAAUAAUUCAAAUGAAGACUAGAGAAAACAAGACUUCAAAUCAGUUUUAAAAAAUAUAUAUUUUCUUACUGUUUGCAGACUACAAAAAGCUCAAAUCAGAAAAGAAGCCUUAGGAACACUAGGUCAACAAACCCACAGUCCCACAGUGUAUUUUAACAUAGCUCGGCUGAUCUAUAAGCUCAUAUGCUCUCAGUUCCAUAUGCUCGUGCAAACAUUAACCAAAAAAAACGAUUUUUUUGAGCCCUUUGCCUGUUCUUGAAUGCUGAAGAGGUGUGUGGAGUGAGAUAAAAAUCCAACGUUCAAUCACUUAAAAGAAAUAGGAAGGAAAUACUCCGAGCUGGAUGGCCAGUAUUUCAGACAUCACAGGUGCACUAUUCAACUAAAACUGCUGACGCAGGUAUUUCUAAAAAUGUUCCCAGCAUUUUCACAGGUAUUCCAACGUCACGUAUGGAUUUUAGCGCUUUAGACCCGCAUGCUGGGAAUCAUUUUGUAAGGUAGCGUAGUAGAUUCGGCAGCUGUAUCGCUUUGUCUAAACAGCAGCCAUUCCGUUAAUGAAAACUGGAAAACUGCUGACUCAGGAAAUUGUGAUCCGCUGGGACAAAAGCCAAGCUUGAUGCCAGUUGUCAGUAGGCUGGGUAGUAGUGUGAACAUCGUGCAUGCAUUUGAAAUGAAUGCAUGAGUCGGAAACCCUAGUAUGUCUGACUUAUGUAAGAUCAACAGUUGCCUGUCAGUACACCACCUCUCGUUACAGUGGCACUUGUCGAGGGGUGGGAUGUAUUUAUUAGCAGCAAGUCAGCAGUCAGUUCUCGAAGUUGACGUGUUGGAAGCAGGAAAAAUGGGAAAGCGUAAGGAAAGACAAGGGCCAAAUUGUCAUGGCUAGAUGACUGGGUCAGAGCAUCUCCAAAACGGCAGGUCUUGUGGGGUGUUCCCGGUAUGCAGUGGUUUGUACCUACCAAAAGUGGUCCUAGGAAGGACAACCGGAGAACCUGCGACACGAUGCAGGAUGUAUGUUGGCGCUUCCUGUCUCAGUGUGAUAUCUGGUGAGGGAGCACAAAUUAGAUCGUUAUCAAAUGUGUUAGUGUUGAUGAUAAAUAAGAGGACUCUUAAUUGAUUUAGAGUGAUCCCAAAUUUGGUCUUGCCAAUUCCCACCACGUCCCCACUUUCUCAGUCACAGGAUGGCCACCAACAAGACCGUGCUUCCUACGAGACACGUGAAGCCAACCUCCACAUCUUUUCAUAACACAGUAGGAGGAAAGCACAAUCUGCACUUUUCUGCAUGCAUGAGCUCACAGAUGCCUGCGAUUGGCUAGUGUCACUCCGAUUGACACGAGAGAGAACGUAUGCCCCUCCCACUCUGAAAGCACAGCCAAUUUUGCUCUCUUGGCACUGGCCACAGAUGACCGUGGCAUUGUCGGGAUUCCAACACGCAAUCUACCGGCAAUAGAGCGAACGGUUUUCUGUUGUCACUCUUUAAGUAGGAUAAACUAUGCCCUUAUCAUAAACAAGGUCCUCGUUUAUAAAUCCGCUACCGCACCUUGGACGGAAUCUCAUCAUGUGCUCUCCACGGCCAGAUGUCCUUGAGACUGGUAUUGUAAAAUUAAGACAAUAAAAUCAUAUAAUGUUUUACUAACUGGUAGUUUAAAAACUCUGAUUUCAGUCAAAUGCAUCAAUCAUCUAACAACAAUAAGAAGAAUAAUUAAGACGAAUAACAAAUCUAGAUGUGUCGCGGAGUCCGUGGAGGGAAUAUUUACCCUCUCUUUCUUUCAGCUGUGCCUGGUGGAGUCUGUUUCUCUUCCUGCACUACAGGAGAACUGGACCAGAUCAAUCUAGAUCCUGACUCACCUUGGUUCUCUAGAGCGCCUUAAUACAGUGCAUUAGUCCUCCACCCACGUAAUAGCCAAGGCUGAACAGAAAUCUUUCAUGUGUCCUACAAAGUGUAAUCAUUAACUACGAUAUCCAUCAUGGGUGUGAUAAAACAGCAGGGAAGAGAUAAGAUCUAUUUGCACCUGAGAUCAUACACGGUGCCAAACGAGCAGCGUUACAUCAUCCGCAUCCUCUUCAUCGUGCCCAUUUACGCCUUUGACUCCUGGCUUAGCCUCCUCUUAAUCAGCAACGACCAGUACUACGUCUACUUUGACUCCAUCCGUGACUGCUACGAAGCUUUUGUAAUCUACAACUUCCUGAGCCUGUCCUUUGAGUAUCUAGGAGGAGAGAGCGCAAUCAUGGCCGAAAUACGCGGAAAGCCGAUUCCGUCAAGCUGCAUGUAUGGCACCUGCUGUCUGGCUGGAAUGAGUUACUCUAUUGGCUUUUUAAGAUUCUGCAAACAGGCCACACUUCAGUUCUGUGUGGUGAAACCCAUCAUGGCCAUCAUCACUAUCUUCCUACAAGCCUUUGGCAAAUAUCACGAUGGAGAUUUUAACGUGAACGGAGGCUACCUUUACAUUAUGAUCAUCUACAACGUCUCUGUGAGUCUGGCACUCUACGCGCUUUUCCUCUUCUACUCAGCCACCAGUGACCUUCUGAGACCCUUCGAACCUGUGCUCAAGUUCCUGACCAUCAAAUCGGUCAUCUUCCUCUCCUUCUGGCAAGGCAUGAUCCUGGCCAUCCUGGAGCGCUGUGGUGUGAUCCCAGAAGCAUUGUUAAUAGACGGGCAUGAGGUGGGUGCAGGGACGGUAGCAGCCGGCUGGCAGAAUUUCAUCACUUGCAUCGAAAUGUUCUUCGCCGCUAUCGCACUCCGUUACGCCUUCACGUACGACGUAUACCAGGAGAAGAAGAGCCAAGCUCCAGAUAAUGUCGCCCCCAUGCACAGCAUCUCCAGCGGACUGAAAGAGACCAUCAAUCCUGGAGACAUGGUGCAGGACGCCAUCCACAACUUCUCUCCAGCCUACCAGCAGUACACGCAGCAGUCCACGCAGGAGGUGGUGCAGCCGAACCAGAACGGCAAGCAGGGCCCUGCCGUCAGCAAGAACCCGAAGAAGUCUGACAAAAUCACCCUGAUCGACACGGAUGAUGAGCUCUAAAGAGUGUGUGUGUGCGCGUUUGUGUAUGUAUGUAUGUGUGUAUGUAAAGGGGAAAGGGGAACGGGGAACCACAGGUACAGAGAACAUCUUCCAAACCCAGACAGAUAUAUUCCAGACCACAUAACGUGUGACGUCUAAGGUUACAUAAUCCCAGAUUAAUCCGCGUCUUCUACAGCCUCCCGCUAACGUUAAUAACGAAUGUCUCCCAAAUUCCAGUGACUUCAUUAGGUUACAAGAAAAGGAUUAACAGAAUUAUCUCAGUGUUCCCUCGACUGUCAAGAAAAGAGCCGCAGGUUUCGCAGUUAUCGCGGGUUUCGUCGCUGCUUAAUCGAUCCGCUCGUACGUCGUCCCGCUCUGUUCAAGCUGACAAUGUUGUGGGGAUCCCUUGUGAUUCCUGGCUGUGUUACAGAACAACCUAAGCGUGAAGGAGGUGCUGAGGAAGCUCUGACGGGCUGGAGCAGACACUUCACAGAGCGCCUCUUUUUUGAAGUAUUUACUCGGCGGCCCUUGGAUCCGGUCUCCCGAUGAACGGAAGCGUCUCUCAAAGACGCCCUGGUUUCGGAGCGCCGCACUUCAAACUGUUUACCUGGGCUCUUUGAAACACUUCAUAUCUCCUCCAUCAAGGACACGACGAACGGCUUAAGAACUUCUCUUACCUGACAAGGAAGCUUCGCCAUUUUUCUUCUUACCUCACACUCUUCAGCAUCUCUAAUCCUAUCCGAACAAUUCAGCAGUCUUGUGCUAUAUUAUACAAGGAAGUUAUGUAUGUAUGUUUGUUUUAAUUGUAAAUAAUUUGUAUAUAAUAAUUUAGUCGCACGGGUGAUGAUGGGAAAUGUGAAGGUUAAUAUAAUGUUAUUGUAAAGGAAUAAUUAGUUCAUGUGUUGUAUUGAUUAACGCUAUCCAGUGGUGUUGCUUCACUUCGUUUCACUCGAACAUUUUUAACUUCUUUUUAAAAAGAUCAUUAAUCUGGACACUUUUUAAACGAGCAGUAUAUAUUGCGACAAACCUUGACGAACGAUUUAAGAAUAAAUAGUUAUUAUUCACGGCUGCACCCUUUUAAACAGGACAAACGAUCACUAUGGCUCUUUAAUUAGGUUCUAAAGGCGGUCAGUUCUUGUACACCUUGUUCAUAAAGUAUUUGGAAUGCUUCUUGAAAUGUUUUACCUGGGCUCGUCACGUAUAAACAGUAUAACAUCCUUUAAAUGAAGUUAAGACGCUGUCGAUCGUUUCUGGAUUCGAAUAAAAGCUCACUUAAAACGAAUGAAA
Molecule: messenger RNA, 5769 nt
Organism: Ictalurus punctatus (channel catfish)
Lineage: Eukaryota; Metazoa; Chordata; Actinopteri; Siluriformes; Ictaluridae
Gene: tmem184a
Product: transmembrane protein 184a
Exons: 11
Coding region: 3445-4503 (352 amino acids)
Biological process (GO): transport
Cellular component (GO): early endosome membrane
Molecular function (GO): transporter activity
Source: RefSeq, a predicted model, not a curated record